UUUUUCCAGAUGAAUUCCAUUCCAAUUUACAUUUCGUCUUCGAUCAAUUACUCCCAUCAAUCUUAAUAAAUAAGAAAAACCUACUUUCAUCAGUUUUACCAUUCACGUAGUAAGAUUAUCCUGUGAUGUCCACUUUGUUUUUGCAAAAUUCCGAGAUAAUGUAUGCCAUGUAGCACAAAAUUAAUCACGGAGAAAUAGCUGUCGUCCUCCGUUCUCCUACGAGGCAAAAGUUCGCCUAAGAAAGAAGCAAACAGACCAACCAGUCAUCGGCUCCGUGUGACCGUUCAUCGUAGUAGGAAAAAAAAAACCGAUGAAAAUCUUCUGAUCGUCAUAUUAGUACAUGAUAAUUUGAAUUCGAAACGAAGAGAGAUCAGCUCCCUCGUCGAUCCACCAUGUUUUCCAAAUUCUUUCAAAGAAACACCGCACAACAACAAUCACCUCCGCCUCAGCAACAACAACCACCGCAACCACAACCACAACCACCACCACCACCCGCGGAGGUGCAGGAUAAUGUGUCAAAGGGAGUAUUGACACCUAAAGAUAUAAAUCCACGGAUUGCUCUUCACUAUGGGAUCCCUUCUACUGCUUCUAUUUUAGCUUUUGAUCACAUUCAAAGCCUUUUAGCAAUUGGAACACUGGAUGGCAGAAUAAAAGUGAUUGGUGGUAAUAACAUUGAAGGGCUUCUUGUCUCUCCAAAGCAAUUACCCUUUAAAUACUUGGAGUUUCUACAAAAUCAAGGUUUCCUAGUAAGCGUGUCAAAUGAAAAUGAGAUCCAGGUUUGGGAUUUAGAGCAAAGACAGAUUGCUUCCUCUUUACAAUUGGAGUCCAACAUAACUGCAUUCUCUGUUAUUUCUUGCUCAAGUUACAUGUAUGUUGGAGAUGAGUACGGGAUGGUGUAUGUGUUAAAGUAUGAUGCUGAAGAAGUUAAACUUGUACCAAUGCCAUACCAUGUUCCUGCAGAUGUAGCUGCUGAUGCAUCUGGGAUGUCAUCGCCUAAAAAUCGCUCUGUUGUAGGAGUUCUACCCCAACCUUCUUCUCAAGGAAACAAAGUGUUGAUUGCAUAUGAGGAUGGAUUGAUUAUUAUCUGGUCUGUCUCUGAAGAUAAAGUUGUUCUAGUUAAAGGGAAUAAAGAUCUUGAAUUGAAAUGUAAAAUAACAACUGAUUCUCACAAAGACACCAGACCUGAGCUUUCUGAUGAUAUAUCAGACUAUCAGCCAUUGGAGAAAGAGAUAGCUGCCCUCUGUUGGGCAUCUACUGAUGGGUCAGUUCUUGCUGUUGGUUAUGUUGAUGGAGAUAUAUUGUUGUGGAACCUAUCAAGUACUACUUCUGCUAAAGAUAUGCAUGCUGAAAAAUCAUCAAAUGAUGUUGUUAAGCUGCUGUUAUCCACAGGCGACAGGAGACUCCCUGUCAUUGUCUUGCAUUGGUCUGCACACAGAUCGCAUAAUGACUGUCAUGGCUGUCUAUUUGUUUAUGGUGGUGAUGCAAUUGGAUCUGAAGAAGCUCUAACGAUUUUGAGCCUUGAUUGGUCUUCUGGGAUAGAAAGUUUAAAAUGCACCAGGCGUGUUGAUCUUACUCUUAAUGGUUCUUUUGCUGAUAUGGUUCUUUUACCAAGUAGUGGUGUUAUGGGAACUUCUAGCACUAUGAUAUUAACGAAUCCUGGACAGCUGAAUCUUUAUAAUGAUGCUGGCUUGUCUUCCUCAAUAUCCCUGGUGGAGAAAAGGAAUUAUGUUUCUUCUAUGCAGUACCCUAUGGUCAUACCUACUAUUGAACCACAAUUAACUCUGGCAAAACUUGGUCUGGUCUUUAGAGAUGGGAAGUUCUCCAAGGCUCUUUCUGAGGAGAUUUCUUCUAGAAAACUUCAAGCAACACAUUGUCCCAGAAGUACAAAUUGGCCUUUGACUGGAGGAGUUCCCAGCCAACUUCAUGAUGCAGAAAAGUAUCAGGUUGAGAGAUUAUAUAUAGCAGGUUACAAAGAUGGAACUGUAAAAAUAUGGGAUGCCACAUAUCCAACAUUUGCGCUCAUUUAUGUUUUAGGACCUGAGGUCAAAGGUAUCAAUGUCGCUGAUGCUGAUGCUAAUGCAUCAGUAUCUGCUUUGGAGUUUUGCUCAGAUACCUUAAGUUUAGCUAUUGGCAAUGAGCGUGGUAUGGUUCGUCUAUAUAAGCUUGUACGGAGUGCUGAUGAGAUGACUUUGAAGUUCGUGACGGGAACUGAAAAAGAAGGUAUCGCCCUAUUCUACACUCUGGACCAAGGGGAUGGACCUCAAUGUACAGCUGUAUUUUCCUUCCUAAGUUCUCCUAUAUAUGCUCUGCAAUUUGCAAAUUUUGGAACCAGACUUGCUGUGGGAUUUCAUUGUGCUCAGGUAGCCCUGCUCGACACUAGUACAUCAUCAGUGUUGUUUCUUACUGACAGUCUAUCUGGCUCCAAUUCACCUGUCACUUCCCUGACUGUGAAAUUGUUUUCAGAGUCUAGUGACUUAAUAAAUAAUCGAGAGGACACUGAAUCCAAAACUAUGGAAGAUCAUGUACGGUUGGAAGUGUUUGUUAUGACCAAAGAUGCCCAUACUGUUGUCAUAGAUGGCAACACUGGUGGUAUUCUCUGCUCCCAAUCAAUAAAAUCUGAAAAGGAACUGACUUCACCAUCACUGUAUAUCAUAGAAGGUGAUGACAUGAUCUCUGAAAUGUCUAGUGGAAAACAUGUAUCUAAUUCAUCUCAGAAAAGCGAGCCCAAAAGCAAACCUGUCCCAGAUGUUGCUUGCAGUGAAAGUGCUCCACUUAAAGUUGACCACGAGGCCUCUGCCAAAGCUUCCCAUUUUAAGCAGAGAGUCAAAAAUUUUCUUCUUUUGUUUUGUUGUGAGGAUGCAUUGGAUUUGUACUCUUUGAAUGAGGUGGACAUUAAUCCUAUCCGAAAGGUAAAUCUCAUGAAACCAUGCUGUUGGAGUACACAGUUCAAGAAGGAUGAUAAAGACUGUGGGGUCAUUUUACUCUAUCAGACUGGAGACAUUGAAAUAAGAUCAUUACCAGAUCUUGAAGUGGUUGGAGAAAGCUCUUUAAUGUCAAUCCUAAGGUGGAACUUCAAGACUAAUAUGGAGAAGACAAUAUGUUCAUCUGAAAAUGCGCACAUUAUUCUGGUAAAUGGGUGUGAAUUUGCUGCUAUAUCUCUUUUGGCCUGUGAAAAUGACUUCAGGAUUCCAGAGUCGUUGCCUAGCCUUCAUGAUAAACUACUUACAGCUACUGCUGAUGCCACUAUCAGUUUAUCUCCCAAUCAGAAGUUAACACAGGGUGCUUCCUCUGGAAUUUUAGGUGGUUUGAUUAAGGGGUUCCAAGGGAGCAUGGCAGAGCACGAUGUAGAUCUUUUUGAAGUAUGUAAGAAUAAUUUUGCACAUUUAGAGAGCAUAUUUUCCAGCCCUCCUUUCUUAAAGCCUUCCAUCGACCUCGUGGAUGACCAAAAAGUUGUGGAGCUUCGUAUAGAUGACAUUGAUAUUGAUGAACCUCUUUUUGUCUUAUCUUCAUCUGAAAUGAUGAGCAAGAAUGAUACUAAAGAUAGGGGAACAGAAAGGGAAAGAUUAUUUGAAGGUGCAAGUACUGAUUCACAGCCGAAGCUCAGAACAGCCGAUGAAAUUAAGGCUAAAUAUAGGAAGGAGGAUGUCUCUGCUGUAGCUGCACGUGCAAAGGAUAAGCUCAUACAACGCCAGGAGAAGCUUGAGAGGCUCAGUGAGCGUACAGCGGAGUUGCAGAGUGGCGCUGAAAACUUUGCAUCAAUGGCUAAUGAACUUGCCAAGCAAAUGGAGAAACGCAAAUGGUGGAACAUAUGAUCAUCUGUUGCCACCUAGUGGUGGUUUGAUACAUUAUUCGUCUGGCUUCCCAGAAAGCCCACCGUUGAUAAUGAGGUAGCCAUUGCUUCAUAUCCUUAACGAUCCAUUAAAGUUUUCGGCAUCAGUACCAGUUUUCUUCUUUGCAUAUCUUGAUGACUGGUACUUUGCCGUGUAUAUCCGUUCGUGUAUAUUCUGAAUAGUCAAAGCAACUCAUCUGCAUCUUCUUAUUUCUUUUUUCCUUUUUCACACCGAAUGUUAUUUUCAUCUGCAUGGAUUAGUUUAUAAAAACGUAUAUUAUUAUAUUAUUAA
Messenger RNA from Populus euphratica (Euphrates poplar), 4121 nucleotides. Its product is annotated as syntaxin-binding protein 5-like. Bases 393 to 3812 code for a protein of 1139 amino acids. Gene Ontology annotation, biological process: Golgi to plasma membrane transport; exocytosis. The record is from RefSeq and is a predicted model, not a curated record. Lineage: Eukaryota; Viridiplantae; Streptophyta; Magnoliopsida; Malpighiales; Salicaceae. Gene Ontology annotation, cellular component: plasma membrane; cytoplasm. The transcript has 23 exons. Gene Ontology annotation, molecular function: GTPase activator activity; myosin II binding; syntaxin binding.